Molecule: messenger RNA, 1245 nt
Organism: Anopheles darlingi
Lineage: Eukaryota; Metazoa; Arthropoda; Insecta; Diptera; Culicidae
Gene: Lmx1a
Product: LIM homeobox transcription factor 1-beta
Exons: 3
Coding region: 1-1245 (414 amino acids)
Biological process (GO): neuron differentiation; regulation of transcription by RNA polymerase II
Cellular component (GO): nucleus
Molecular function (GO): DNA-binding transcription factor activity, RNA polymerase II-specific; RNA polymerase II transcription regulatory region sequence-specific DNA binding
Source: RefSeq, a predicted model, not a curated record
AUGCUGACCAACCAGUACGAUCAAAGGCGGCUGUGCGAUACGAUCAUCAAUGGCGACUGCGAUGACGACGCCGGCGACGGUGACGACGACCGAAUCUUCGGUGUUACGCCGAGUCAUCAACAGCAGCAGCAACACCCGCAGCAACAGCAGCAACAGCAACAGCGCGAUUGCUAUGGUUGCGGGGAACGGAUUGCACCGAGCGAGCUCGUAAUGCGAGCGAAACAUCUCGUGUACCAUCUGCACUGUUUCCUGUGCUACACCUGCAACCGGCCACUGCAAAAGGGCGAACCAUUCUCGAUCCGUGCCGGCAAGCUCGUGUGCCAGCAUGAUCUUGAGAAGGACUUUUACGGAGCUGCGGCGAUGCAUCAGCACCAUCAUGGUGCUGGGGCUGGUGCUACUGGUGGUGUAACUGGUGCCGGUGGUGCCAGCGGGCUGCAUCCACCAUUGCAUCCGGUACAUCUGUACGGUGAGGACGAUUACCUGUUGGAGGAUGGAUUGCGUACGCGGGAUGGACGCCGUGGCCCCAAACGACCGCGCACGAUCCUUACAUCCGCUCAACGGCGCCAGUUUAAGGCCUCCUUCGAUGUAUCUCCGAAACCGUGCCGUAAGGUGCGGGAAGCGCUAGCCAAGGAUACCGGUCUGUCGGUACGAGUCGUGCAGGUCUGGUUCCAGAACCAGCGAGCCAAGAUGAAAAAGAUAUCACGGAAAUCGAAAUCGAACGGAAACGGCGGUGACGGAGAAAAGAACCAUUCGGAUAAGGACGAUAAAUCGAUUAAGCUGGAAUCGCCGAGCAGUGACCACAGCCACUAUCUCGGGCUGGACAGUUCGUACAGCUCAUCCAGCCAACCUCUCAACCCCAAUCUACCUUACUCGCCAGACUUUCCCGACAACUCGGAUGCCAGCCUGUGCAGUUCGGACAUUUCGUUGGACGAAAACUUUGACAAUGUCGACGAGACCACCUCCGAUACGAUGUCGCUACAGAACCUAGACCUGCAACCUAGCCUCAACGGUGGUGGCAGUUUACAGGGUCCGCAUCUUAGCAACGGUGGCGUUAACCAUCAGCAGCUACAGCAUCAGCAGCAGCAGCAGCAGCAACACCAACAACAGCAACUAGUCAAUCACAAUAAUAACUCCAUCAGCAAUCCGAUGGCCAUGGCAGCAGGCGUCGCCGGUAGCAUAACGCACAUCGACAAACUCUACCUGAUGCAAAACUCGUACUUUAAUUCGACGCAGAUCGAACAGUGA